UUUGACUGAGCUGAGAUUGGCUGCCAACUCCAAGCGCGGGUAGCGCUAUGAGAUCUUUGGUGCCGCGCACACCGCGUCUAUCGGAACGGCUCCCGAUGGCUUCGUGCACCGGCCGGCUGCUCGCAACCUUGCUGCUCGCACAUCAACUUAAUCUGCUUACUGCCUGCAAUGAAGCCUAUUACUCCUAUCUCAUUAAACACAUUUGCUUGGAGGCUUACAGAUUUCAGAUGACAGAUGUUGGACAAAAACUCUGGUGUGACUGGGGUGAAACAUUAAGUUCCUAUGGAGAUCUCACAAACUGCACAAUUUUGAUUGCUAACAAGAUGGAUUGUUUCUGGCCAAAUCAAGUAGUGGACCAGUUCUUCCUCACCAUUCACAAGGAAUACUUUGAAAACUGUUCCGUCUCCGGGAGAGCAUUGGGAGAUCCUCCAAACAACAUUGUAGGGCCAUUCAUUGCCAUCCCAGUGAUGAUUACUCUGUUCGUGACAGCACUGGUGGUGUGGAGAAGCAAACGGAAUGAGGGGAUUAUAUAACAACAAUUGGUCAGAGAGCACAUGAUUUAUCUAUCUGGCUUGCAAUUAUAUUGUUCUAGCUACCUUUGCAUUGGAGGGGAUAAACUGCGGCAUCUGAAAUUGAACAGUUGUUUGGUACAUAAACAGUGAGUAAAUAACAUCUAGAUUGCUACAUUCUGGAUUCUCUGUCAGUCGAAUACAAUCUGCACUGGGUUACUAAGCAUGUAACUUUAGUGAAUAAAAGUUUGACAUUUUAUUGCAGUUAGGUUGACUUCCUAACUCAUGCAUGGGAGACUAUGUUAAUGACUAAACCCUACACCAAUCUACAAAACAUACUCAAGCCAUGUGUGCAUCUAUUUAAAACCCAUUUAUCUACUUUUGUGAACUUUUGAUGUCCAGUCUGACGUAUUUUUCCGAGGAGAAUGAAUUAGCCUCAAGGAAUAAAUAAUAAAUCAAUUAAACAGUGAG
Amblyraja radiata (thorny skate) is the source of this 980-nucleotide messenger RNA. RefSeq names its product receptor activity modifying protein 1 (gene ramp1). Gene Ontology annotation, molecular function: coreceptor activity. The record is from RefSeq and is a predicted model, not a curated record. The coding region runs from base 48 to 533 and encodes 161 amino acids. Gene Ontology annotation, biological process: receptor internalization; calcium ion transport; protein localization to plasma membrane. Gene Ontology annotation, cellular component: cell surface; membrane; signaling receptor complex. The transcript has 3 exons. NCBI's taxonomy places the organism in Eukaryota, Metazoa, Chordata, Chondrichthyes, Rajiformes, Rajidae.